AUUACUUUGUGGAAUGGCGCCUAUAAUGAAUAUGUAGUUGUCAUUUUGAUUUCUCCCCUGAGCCCAAUAGUUAUGGUUUUUGAAAAGAUUAUAUUAUUUGUUUUCCUUGUUUGAUUGUAAUUUGAUAUUUGUAAUACUGUCUUUAAAUCUGGUCGCAUUGUUUUUCGUUAUUUUCCUUCUCAAUUUGCGUUGGUGGUAAUAAAUUAGUUGAGUUGUUUGGAAGGAAUGUACUGAAGUUUGAGGAGUGUGGAUUUUGUUAUCAUUUGUGUUUUAUGUCUUUUUAAAAGUUUAAUUUUACAUAAUUUUGAAUUGUUUAUGACCAUUAUUGUAUUAAAUUCCCAAAAUGAGGUGCUGGGAAUUUAAUAGUGGUAUAUUUAUUUAAAAUUGUGAAUGUACAUUAUUAGAUUUUUAUGACUUGCUAUGGUGUAUUACAAUCAAAGGAAAAUUGGAUUUCCUAGACAUAUGCUAAUGGAAUAAUCUUUAAAGUUGAACAAGGAAAAAUAUAUUUUGUUUAAUUUGAUAAUGAUGGAUGUAAUUUCAAAUGGAAUUUAAAUAAACUUUACCUGAAGUUUUUUUUUUAUAUAUAUAAUUUUUAUACUUUAUGCCCCCAAUUUAAAGCCUCACUUAAUGAAAUAAGUGACAAAAUAACAAAGGAUUUUGUGAGUACAUAUAGUAUUAUCCUAUAUGAAAGAGCUGCACAUUCCAUUCAUUGUUUAGUCUAGUUGAGCAGAAUUAUUUUGUGCCAUGAUUUAUUAAAUUUGAUAUUUUUAACAUAUCUUAUAUAAACAUGAUGGAUCAAACCAAUGGUGUUUUAGUUUCAGCAUCUGAGUUUGUUAAAGACCAGUUGUAUUUUAUUACUCUUAGAACUUCAAUUAAGCCAAAAUCAACUACUAACACACAUUAUUUCAGUAUCGAUGAAGAAUUGGUAUAUGAAAAUUUCUUUUCUGAUUUUGGACCUUUGAAUCUUGCAAUGCUGUUCAGAUAUUGUGAAAAGCUAAACAGGAAAAGGAAGGCUGCUUCCCAAACUAAUCGAAAAAUUGUUCAUUAUACAACUACAGAACCUCAGAAAAGAGCAAAUGCUGCAUUUUUAAUUGCUUCAUAUUCGGUAUUAUAUUUGAAUAAAACUCCUGAAGAAUCAUUUAAACUUCUAACAGAAGGUGUUCAUAUGCCUUUUGUGCCAUUUCGUGAUGCAUCAAGUGGACUUACAGUAUGUCAGAUUAGUUUAUUGGAUUGUUUGCAAGCAGUUUUCAAGGCAUAUCAUUUAGGAUUUUUUAAUUUUGAAGAUUUUAAUGUUGAAGAGUAUGAGCAUUAUGAGAGAGUGGAAAAUGGCGACUUAAAUUGGAUUGUACCUCAGAAAUUUCUUGCAUUCUGUGGACCUCAUGCAUCUACUAAAGUGGAAAAUGGUUAUUUUGUUCAUUCUCCAGAGUUUUAUUUUACAUAUUUUAAGAAAAAUAAUGUUUCUACUAUAAUUCGCUUAAAUCAAAAAAUGUAUGAUGCUUCAAGAUUUAUUAAUGCUGGAUUUCAACACAAGGAUUUAUUUUUUGUGGAUGGUAGUACACCCAGUGAUAGCAUAUUAAAACAAUUUUUAAGUUUUUGUGAGGCAGCAUCAGGAGCUGUUGCUGUUCAUUGCAAAGCUGGACUUGGUCGUACUGGCUCUCUCAUCGGCUGCUAUAUUAUGAAACAUUAUCAGUUCACUUUCCUGGAAGCAAUUGCAUGGAUAAGAAUAUGUAGACCGGGUUCCAUAAUAGGUCAUCAACAGAGAUGGUUGAAAGAAAAACAACAGCCUAUGUGGUAUCUAGGUAAUAAGCAUAGAGAAUCAACCUUUGGAUCUGCUUUAAAAUUCCCUGUUCAUAAAUUUGGUAUCUACAGUAAAAAGUUGAAACAGCUAUCUAUUCAAAAAGCAUCUGGUUGUGAAUUGUUGCAUUUUUCAGAUACCAUUGCUAGAAUUUUGUACAAGGUUGACACUAUGAAAAUAAAUGAUAAUUUAGAUAUAAACAAUGAUGCUGGGAACGAAGGUUGUAAAGAAAAGAUUUCUGCUAAACCGUCUACAUCUGGUGUAAAGCAAUUCAGAAGCCGAAGUGCUACCCUUACACAAGGAGAUCAUUUAAAUCAAAUUAAAGCUUUAAGAAGAAAACCUCGUAUGUCACUUAGUAACUCAAGCUUACCUAAAAACAUUCGUACAAAAGAAAAUAUAGAUACACAGAGAGAUGCUUCUUUGAAAGUUUCUAAGAUUGUUGAUAAAAGUUCCAAUUCUCUUUUGCCUAAGAAGUCUCGUUCUGUUAUUACAAGAAGUGCAUUAAAAAGUGGCCGUUUAGUUGAAACAUCAGUUGAUUCUCAAAAAGAAUCAUCAUCUAAAUUAAUUGAUAAACCUAAUUCAGUUAUGGUACCAAAACGUUCUUCAAGAGUUGUGAUUUCGCGGAGGUUGCCUACAUGAUCCCAGUUCUUGAAGUUAUUUAAAACAACUAAACAAAGAACCUUUGUUUCGAGAAAUUGCUUAAUACCUUGUAGAUCUUUUGCCACCUUAACAAACCUGCUACAUCUCUGCCUGUCUUGAGCUAUUUCUUUCCAGUUAUCUGCAUGCAGCUCUAUUGCAUCUUUGUUGAUUGUAUCAAUAUUGUUGUUAAUUUAUCACCAUAAUAUUUUUUCUAAAUUUUUGUUUAAAUAAUAUAGUCAAGUUUUUGUGCAUUAAUCUUUUUUUUUUUUCCUUUUUUUUCUAGUGCACAGCAUUUUCCAUUUAUAUGAUAAAGAACUGCAGAAAUAAAAUUCUAGUAUUUUGCUAAAUCCACUUAUAAAAAAAUUUACUUAUAUCACAUUUGUGCGUUUUUUAUUUAAUUUUAUCAAAAUGUGCAUUGUAUUUAUUUUUUAUAAUGAAAAAUUGUGCCUCAUAUUAAUAAACAAUUUUUAGAAUUAUUAUUGUAGUAUUUGACCUAACUAUUACUAACUUAUUGAUUUAUUUUCACAGUUUCCACCCUGUUUAAGCU
Molecule: messenger RNA, 2981 nt
Organism: Nezara viridula (southern green stink bug)
Lineage: Eukaryota; Metazoa; Arthropoda; Insecta; Hemiptera; Pentatomidae
Source: the annotation of a GenBank genome assembly